ACUAUAUUUUCCAUGACAAUAGUUUACGACUCCAACGCCUUUCGUGUGGUGGUUGAUAUGUCAUAGCUAAAAAAGAAGGUUUUUGGAAAUAAGGUUUUAUUUAAUUCGUCACGGGAUUUUGAAGUGACAGAAAACUCUAAAUUUCAUAUAUAAAUUUUGUGGUUUAUUUCGUCUUUUGGCUAUGGCAGCUGGAAGUACAUUACAGAAAGCAAUUGAUCUGGUGACGAAAGCAACUGAAGAAGAUAAAAAUAAGAACUAUGAAGAAGCUCUGAGAUUAUAUGAACAUGGAGUAGAAUAUUUCCUUCACGCCAUCAAAUAUGAAGCCCAGGGCGAGAAGGCAAAAGAGAGCAUCCGGUCCAAGUGCAUACAGUACCUGGACAGAGCAGAGAAGUUAAAAGAGUACUUGAAGAAAGGCAAGACGAAGAAACCUGUGAAAGAGGGAGAAUCUAAGAGCGACGACAAGAAGAGCGACAGCGACUCUGACUCGGACGACCCGGAGAAGAAGAAGCUGCAGGCGAAGCUGGAGGGGGCCAUCGUGGUAGAGAAGCCUCAGGUGAAGUGGUCGGACGUGGCCGGGCUGGAGGGGGCCAAGGAGGCGCUGAAGGAGGCCGUCAUCCUGCCCAUCAAGUUCCCGCACCUCUUCACCGGCAAGCGGAUACCCUGGAAGGGGAUACUGCUUUUCGGGCCGCCCGGCACCGGCAAGUCGUUCCUGGCGAAGGCGGUGGCAACAGAGGCCAACAACUCGACCUUCUUCUCGGUGUCCUCCUCGGACCUGGUGUCCAAGUGGCUCGGCGAGUCGGAGAAGCUCGUCAGAAACCUGUUCGAGCUGGCGAGGCAGCACAAGCCCUCCAUAGUGUUCAUCGACGAGGUGGACUCCCUCUGCUCGUCCAGGUCCGAUAACGAGUCCGAGUCUGCCCGGCGGAUCAAGACCGAGUUCUUGGUGCAAAUGCAAGGCGUGGGCACGGACAACGAGGGAAUCCUGGUGCUGGGCGCCACCAACAUCCCGUGGGUGCUGGACGCCGCCAUCAGGAGGCGGUUUGAGAAGCGCAUCUACAUCCCGCUGCCCGAGGAGCACGCACGUCUCACCAUGUUCAAGUUGCACCUCGGCAGCACCCCGCACACACUCACCGAGGAGGACCUGAAGGUGCUCGCCCAGAAGACCAGCGGGUACUCGGGAGCGGAUAUAAGCAUCGUAGUUCGUGACGCGCUGAUGCAGCCCGUGCGCAAGGUCCAGACAGCCACACACUUCAAGCGAGUGCGCGGUCCGUCGCCCGUCAACCCGGACCAGAUCGUGGAUGAUCUGCUGACCCCGUGCAGUCCUGGGGUGCCUGGAGCCAUCGAGAUGACGUGGAUGGACGUGCCCAGUGACAAGUUGUUCGAGCCUCCUGUGUCGAUGAAUGACAUGCUGCGAUCGUUGUCGACAUCAAAACCCACCGUCAACGACGAGGAUAUGGUGAAGCUUGACAAAUUCAAGGAAGAUUUUGGUCAAGAAGGUUGAAUCUGUUGGCCAGGAAAACUGCAAGGUUGUAUAUCCUUGAAAGUGUUUUUGUAUGUUAUUUUGCCACUAUGCUGCAAUUAUUCUGUAACUCUAGGAAAUAGUUUUAUAACAAUUAUAUUUUAGCAUGUGCAGUGGUGUAUUAUUGCACAUGUUGGAGUAUGAAAGUUAUGAACUCUGAUUUGAUUUUGUUGAAAAAAAAAAUUAAUUUGAUACCCUGCACCAAAGUGAGCCUUUAGUUAAUGGAAAAAAAAAAGGGGGAGGGGGAGAUGGCAUUCUUAAAGCAUUUUGAAUGAGUCCAAGAAUUUUUGUAUUGUAAUGGGUCACACAUAGGCUUAAUUUUUUUGUUGCAUGUAUGAAGUGAAUAAUCACUACACCAAUACAUCUAAUCUUAAUGAUAUUGUAUGGAAAAAAAAAAAAACACUUCUGAUAAUAAUUAUUGUUCCAGGCCAAAGUUAAAUCAUUAAAGGUGUAUUUCAUGACUACUUGUAACUAACUUUGAAGGAUAUAAAAAUUUGACUUCAUGUUUCAGUAUUUUGAAGUGAUGAUAAUUAAAUGUAAAAAAUGUAAUCACUUCUGAUGAUGGAAAUUCUUUUCUUGUAUUUUGCAAAAAAUUUCACCAAAAUUAAGUUUUUUUUCUUCUUAAUUGUUAGACUAAUGUUUGGUAGAAAACAAAAGUGUAGUUGCUUAACUCUGUGGGAUUUGAUCAAAAUAUUAUAAGUACAAAGAAAUUUUAUUUAAAAGUUUGAUAAAAUCUGUAUAAAUUAUGAUGGUCUUCAAAUGAUAAAAUUUUAUGCACAGUACUAAAGUUAAUUUAAAAAAAAAAAACUCUUGGGUCUAUAAGUAUAUUGUGUGAAUUGCACAAGAGUAUUAAAGUAGUUUUACAGUAAAAGUUUUUUUUCUUCUUCAUAAAUUGAAAACUAAUAUGAACAUCAUGCAUGUCAGAACUUACUAAUGCAAGAAGUUUUGGCUUAUAAGAAAGCUUUGAUAAUUCUCAGUUGAUAAUUGAAAGUGAACCAUGAGUUGUUUUUCACCACAUAAUUGUACUUUUAAGGCAAAAAGAUUGUGUACAGACUGUUGAUUGCAUUGCUUUAAAGCUGACUCGGCAAAUGCUUGGGCUGCAAUGGAGAAUAGAUAUUUUUAAAGAAUUCUUACUGCAAGUGUUCUGAGGAUUUGUAAAUAUUGUGUAUUGUCAAUACAAAUUGCUUUGUUGCAAUUUUGCCAGCUACUUUAAAACAGUGUAUAGUAUUUGCAUAUUUAGUGUGCAUGUUUUAAACUAUGUAAAAUUAAAGUUACUUCUAAUUACUUUUUAAGUUUAUUUUGACAGAUGAUUUUUAAUUUAUAUUUAUAUAUAGCUGCUGUAAAAGUGUUAAUGUAUUAUGUAUGUUAUGUGAUUUGUCAUUAUGUAGUUCAAUUAUGUUAAUAUAUUUUGAUAAGUAAAUCAUUAUAAAAAUUUAGGUGAAGACAGACUUUUUUGUUUUGUAUUUUAUUAUUAUUCAUGAAUAGUUGAAAAUAAAACCUUCUCAUGUU
This is a messenger RNA of Bacillus rossius redtenbacheri, 3025 nucleotides long. RefSeq names its product vacuolar protein sorting-associated protein 4 (gene Vps4). Gene Ontology annotation, biological process: endosomal transport; vacuole organization. Bases 182 to 1498 code for a protein of 438 amino acids. Gene Ontology annotation, molecular function: ATP hydrolysis activity; ATP binding. The transcript is spliced from 9 exons. The record is from RefSeq and is a predicted model, not a curated record. Lineage: Eukaryota; Metazoa; Arthropoda; Insecta; Phasmatodea; Bacillidae.